Molecule: messenger RNA, 1450 nt
Organism: Coffea eugenioides
Lineage: Eukaryota; Viridiplantae; Streptophyta; Magnoliopsida; Gentianales; Rubiaceae
Product: F-box protein SKIP23-like
Exons: 1
Coding region: 166-1380 (404 amino acids)
Source: RefSeq, a predicted model, not a curated record
UCUUUCAUUCGUUUCUGAACUUCUCGGGAGGAAGUUGAACGGUGAUAGUGCUCCCCAGCAUUUCUGAACUUCUAUUAACCACAGUCGACUCUCUGAAAUCAUCCUCAAAUAUCCUUUCGUCUUGAGAAAAGAAGAAAAGAGAGAAUAAAAAAAAAGAAGCCAAACAUGUCUUCCGUCGACUGGUCUUCUCUCCCGCCGGAAUUAAUCCAGAAAAUCUCAAUCGAUCUCAAAAUUUACGCUGAUUACAUCCGAUUUCGGGCAGUCUGCACUACCUGGCGAACCUCCACUCCCACAACCCCAACCCACCUCCCCUGUCAACUCCCCUGGCUAAUGCUUCCCCAGAGCCGCUCCUCCAGCCACCGCAGGGCCUUCUUCAAUCUCGCCGACAACAAAUGCCACGUCCUCGACCUCCCCGAAGCCUCCCAUCGUCGCCGCCACUCCGGUUCCUCUCACGGCUGGCUUGUGAUGCUUGACGAAUACCCUCCUAUUUUCCUCGUCAAUCCGCUUACCCGAGCCAAAAUCGACCUCCCGCCUCUCUCUACAUUCCCCUAUGUGGUAGGAUUUGACGUCUUCAACGUCGGCCGCGAAUACGUCCUCCAGUCAUCGGACGACGACAUCCAUGUAAAUUAUGUGAGCCGGUUUUACACCUGUGGUUUAAAGGAGAUGCGGGAUUCUUUUGUUAAAAAAAUUGUUCUUUCCAACAGCCCGUCUGGCGGGUCUAAAUUUUUAGCUCUGGCAAUUAUCAAUAAAACAGGCGACCUUGCUUACUGGAAAGAUGGCCUAAGUUCAUGGGGUUUGAUUGAGGGGGCUCGUUCUUUUUGCGAGGAUGUUAUUUAUUUCAAUGGGUUGUUUUAUGCUGCGGAUAAAAAUGGCAGCAUUGCGGUUUGCGAUGUCGGUGGGGAUUCUCCCAGGGUGGAGUUCAUCCGAACCCCAGGACUAAGCGAUGGCGAUAUGCAGUAUUUGGUGAUUGCAAAUGGUGAGUUGUUAUUGGUUACGCGCUACUUAGAGCUUGCAUCUGAAUUAGGGCAGCUUCAGAUUGGUAUUGGGACCUAUGAAACUCGUGAAUUUCGCGUGUUUAAAUUGGACUUGAGCGGGAGCAAGUGGGAGAGGGUGAUGAGUUUGGGGGACACAAUGUUGUUUCUAGGGGAGAAUUCUUCACUGGCUCUGGUGGCUUCUGAUUUUCCGGAAUGCAGAGGGAAUCGGAUUUACUUUACUGAUGACUUCAGUGAGUUGGAUUAUAGUGGUUUCCCUGGGAAUCAUGAUCUGGGAAUUUUUAACUUGGAGGAUGGAACUAUAGAACAAUUGCCCUGUUAUCCUCGCACUUCGCACUCUCACCUCCAGUGGCCUCCCCCAAUCUGGAUCACUCCCAAUCCCUGCUAGUACCUCUUGACCGGUACAUUAUUUUAUACAUGUUUUUGAUCUAAUGCAUCUAGUACCUAUUUUCGUGUCA